This is a messenger RNA of Syngnathus acus (greater pipefish), 1675 nucleotides long. RefSeq names its product muscle segment homeobox 3 (gene msx3). The transcript is spliced from 2 exons. Lineage: Eukaryota; Metazoa; Chordata; Actinopteri; Syngnathiformes; Syngnathidae. The record is from RefSeq and is a predicted model, not a curated record. Gene Ontology annotation, molecular function: DNA-binding transcription factor activity, RNA polymerase II-specific; RNA polymerase II transcription regulatory region sequence-specific DNA binding. Bases 143 to 907 code for a protein of 254 amino acids. Gene Ontology annotation, cellular component: nucleus. Gene Ontology annotation, biological process: regulation of transcription by RNA polymerase II; embryonic morphogenesis.
GGUAUGGUAAGUUGGGAAAGCACUUGACUGCGUGAGGAGCAAGUUGGUGCGCGAUCCUUGCAUAAAAAAAAAACAAAAAACAUAUUUACUGGGGUUAAGACACGCAAACAACGACGUGGAACGCAGAGGGACAUAUGGUUGUAUGGCACCUCAGCUGUGCGUCAUGAAUCCUGCGCAGGGAUCGCCACCUUCGGCCGCACCGGGGGACACGUCCACGGAGGAGCGCGCCUCCGGGGGCUCCGCAUCAGAGCAGCUCAACUCGUCACCUGUCGCCAGGUGUAAAAGCAAAAGUGUGGAUCUGCCUUUCAGCGUGGAGUCACUCAUGUCGGACCGUACGCAGGCUAGAAGUCAACAAUCCUCGGAGCCCAGCGCGCGGGUUGUAGAAGAGGACGCGGGGCGCAUUUCGCCGGUGGAACUUAAUCGGUUCAAAGCCGAGAAUGUGGAUAUCAACGACAAGGAGAGCAGCCCCUGGGUACAGUCUUCCUAUGCAUCACCUCCCAGACUCCCCAGCCCGAGCCACUGCAACCUGCGCAAACACAAGAACAACAGGAAACCCCGAACCCCGUUCACGAGCACUCAGCUGCUGUCCCUGGAGAGAAAGUUCCGCCAGAAACAGUACCUGUCCAUCGCCGAGAGAGCAGAGUUUUCCAAUUCCCUCAGCCUCACAGAGACACAAGUGAAGAUCUGGUUUCAGAACCGUAGGGCCAAGGCCAAGAGACUGCAGGAGGCCGAGCUGGAGAAAUUCAAGCUGGCCGCCAAGCCGCUCCUGCCGGCCUUCGCCUUCCCCUUCCCCCUGAGCGCACCCAUGGGCGCACCGGCCCUCUACGGAGCUGUGAACAGCCCGCGGCCCGCCUUACCGGUUCCGAGACUAUUUGGUGGACCCUAUGGGAUGUACUACUUGUCUUAACACCGCAUUGCAUUGGACACUUUGCGUGCACAUGUGUGAGCGUGUGCGCCUUGCCUUAAAAUGACCUCCAUGCCACAAGGCAACAAAAGUCAAAUCUGAUAAACAUUAAUGUGAGAAUAUUUAUUUAGUAGGGAAAAAAAUCGCAUAAAAUUGUUAAUAAAUAAACAAACAGUUAAAUAAUUGUUAUAGUCGGCCUUAAUCAUUUUACACUUGACUGGUUAAUCAAAAAUGGACAUUUUGGCAGUGUAGUAAAAAGGAACAAAUUGCACAACUUUUAAAAUUCCAGGUGUUUUCUAUCAAAAUUCUAUUUCUCAAAAACAAUAUUUUUUAAUACCUAAGGUAAAAACGGGAAAUUUUGACAAUAUUCUGAUGUUGAUCAUUUGUAUUGGAUUUACUUGUGUAUUGAUGUACAAAAUAUAACGGGAUUUACAAGCCAAAAAUAAUGUUUGAUGUGACCUUCCUAAAAUUGUAAUCCAAAGAUAUAAUAUUGUAAGACAGUCCAAGAACAUUGCACAGAAGACACAAGCGCUAUAUUAAGCAAUAAUUGUACUCAAAUUUAAAACGGACGCUGAGCUUUCCAUGGACAUUAUGCCAAGUCAACAUACCUUCCUUUUGCCCACAUUAAUAAUCUUUACACCAUUGACCUUUAAAUUAAAAUGUACUUCUAAGUUUGUUUUGGUUUUACUUUGCAGUCAUUUGAAAAGCUCUUAUUAGACAACAGCAGGCACCGUUUUUAUCUGUAAAUAAAAAUUGAUGACUUAUUUUAUA